This is a messenger RNA of Gorilla gorilla gorilla (western lowland gorilla), 1101 nucleotides long. RefSeq names its product transcription termination factor 4, mitochondrial. Bases 166 to 675 code for a protein of 169 amino acids. The record is from RefSeq and is a predicted model, not a curated record. NCBI's taxonomy places the organism in Eukaryota, Metazoa, Chordata, Mammalia, Primates, Hominidae. Gene Ontology annotation, molecular function: double-stranded DNA binding. Gene Ontology annotation, biological process: regulation of DNA-templated transcription. The transcript is spliced from 3 exons.
AUUUCGAGAGGGAAGGAGGAGGAGUUAAGACUAGAAGAAAAAAUUGAGUGCCAGGGCAGAGACUCUUGCCUGCCUUGUUCACCGUGGGAUCUUCAGCACCUAGUGCAGUGGUGGGCAUAUGGGAAAUUAAAGAGGGUGCUUUACUGUUGCCCUGAAAUUUUCACCAUGCGCCAGCAGGACAUAAACGACACUGUCAGGCUUCUCAAGGAGAAGUGCCUUUUCACGGUACAGCAAGUCACCAAGAUUUUGCACAGUUGCCCCUCUGUUCUUCGAGAGGACCUGGGUCAACUGGAAUACAAGUUUCAGUAUGCAUACUUCAGGAUGGGAAUUAAGCAUCCAGACAUUGUAAAGAGUGAGUACUUGCAGUAUUCACUAACCAAGAUUAAGCAGAGACACAUUUACCUGGAGCGCCUGGGACGGUACCAAACCCCUGAUAAGAAGGGGCAGACACAGAUCCCUAACCCAUUGCUCAAGGACAUUCUCAGAGUUUCAGAAGCUGAGUUUUUGGCCAGGACAGCCUGUACUUCUGUUGAGGAGUUUGAAGUUUUUAAGAAGCUCCUGGCUCGGGAGGAGGAGGAGUCUGAGAGCAGCACAUCUGAUGACAAAAGAGCAAGUCUGGAUGAGGAUGAGGAUGACAAUGAUGAUGAGGACGACGACGAGGAGGAACAGCUGUGAUGGAACGACUAGAGCGAAAGGGCCCAGAGAUAUCAAGGAAGCUUUUCAUUCUCUUAAAGCUUUUGGGUCCUUUACUUGAAUCUUCUCAAGUUAUUUUUUAUUCUAAAACUGGUCUCCUGAUGACAAAAAUUAUAAGUCACCUGAGAGGCAGACAGAUCAAACCAAACAGGAAACAGGAAAUGCAUGUUUGAUCUGUUGUCACGUGUCUGUGGGGAGGGCCCUGUCCCAUCCUGAAUAAGAUACUUAUGUUGAGCUAUUCAAAUCAAGGGGACUCAAUAUAUCAACAAUUGGUUUUAUUUUUUUCUCUUUUGAAUAUGUUGGUGAUAAUUCCGUGACAGUUGGAAGAUGGGGUUCGUUCUUCCGGUUCAGGAAUCACUAUGUAUUUCCUUCUUGUGAUAAAAAUAAAAUUACGAGAAGGCAAUGUGA